GGGUGGAGGAGGUUUAAACAUGGGUGUCUGUCGCAGUCCGCUGACUCAGUGCUCAGUGGAGCGAAGAGGGCUGUGUUUGCGAACAAAGACCUAAUUUCUCAACAGAUUGUGAGUGUCAUCAGAGCUGAUGGGUGGAAGCUGCCGUGAAGGUCAGUUCUGGGAUAACUUGCUCAGAAGAUGUAUAGGCUGUCAAACGAUAUGCAAAGAUGAACGUGUCGAUCCCAAAUGCACCAGUUACUGUGAAUCUGCACAUUGUAAAGCACGGCCUGGCCACUACUAUGAUGGGCUGCUAAAGAAAUGUGUAAAGUGUGAUGAGGUUUGCGGUGGACCUCCAGCAGAAUGUUCCCAGCACUGCCAGAAGAUAUUCUUACCAUCUAUCCCCCAAGCACCACAAGUUCCAGUGACCACCAAAAAGCUCUCGGUCGAGGUUAUGUCAUACAUGCCGAAUUCCAGAGGGACCUUAGUGCCAACAACCUUGGAAGACUCGACUAUUCUGCUCUAUUCUCUGCUGGGCCUGUGCAUGGUGCUGCUGUUCUCUAGCUUGUCUUUAGCCUUGGUAGUCUUAGUGAGAAAAACCAAGGCCAAAACCUCCAACCCAGGACCCAGAGAGGCUAACCACAACCAGGAGAGUGUGGUCCAGAUGGGUCAGGAAGUUGGCCGACCUGGGCAGAGCUCUACAGGAGUCGGGAAGGGGCUGGAGCCUAUCCCAGCUGACAUUGGGCGAGAGGCGAGGUACACCCUGGACAGCUCACCAGACUAUCACAGGGUUGACAGUGUGCUCACUGGAAAUGAUUUUAUAACAAAUUCAUACCGCACCACUGACCGCGAGCCAUCAUAUGACUCCAGCCCUACAGAAACCUGCAUCUGUGUCCACUGUUUCCCCGAUCUGAAAGCACUAGGCCAGGGCAACGACAGGCCACCAAGAGCACCUUACAUAUUCUACCAGCAACCUGCAAUUCAUAAAGCCCAGUUCCAGAAUGGAGGACCUGUCUGGACUGAGGAGAACAUAUACACCUCAGGAAUGGAGAUGCAGGAGGAGCCUGCAUUGGGAUGAGGUUCAUCAGUUGUCUCAUAGGACAAGUGGAAUGUCCCCAGACCAUAGGAGAAGAUUGUCAGUGUAUUGAAUUUUCAGUCAUACAUGGAUACUGUCACAAGGCAGUAAAAAGCAUAUGUAAAGAGUAUCACUGAAAAUUAAUCAAGUUAACCUAUUGAGAUCAUGUCCUUUCCCUAAUUGGAGGGACCAAGUGUGACCAGGAGCUUCUUACCAGGUAUUUUUGGGCUUAGCGAGCACCAAUGUUAAGGCCCUAACACACCAAUUUGACAGCAAAGAAAAGACUGACUAAUGCUUUGCUUCAUGUUGCCUCAUGACUUCUGAAACAAAUAGAAACAUCAAGGGACAAAACAAAGUAGCUAACUAUUUACAUGACACUGAAUCUCUGAAAUGAUCUUGUCAUAUGCAAAUUGUGGAAAGUUUCUGCUGGCACUGUUAGGUUUUGCUUUUCAGCUAAUAAUCCUGUCAUUGUGGAAGAACAAAGACAAGACGGAGGUGAACAAUACAGAGAAAUGGGUGAAAUCCCUGCUCCGCUGGGCUGGACAGUUCUCUCUAACUGACUGCCUCUGAUUCCACAAGUCAAACGGCCAUGACAAGGACUGACUAGUGCCAAUGGAGGAAACCUACCAGUUACAGUCACCCGCACAAGAUCAAUGAUGACCCAACAGCAUCUGAUUGCUAACUGUUAUCUUGGCAUGUCACAUCACAUUUCCAGAAGACAUCUUGGUCACACUUUACUUGAAGGUAUCUACAUAGGAGUGGCAUGACACUGUCAUAACUAUGACAUGAACUUGUCAUGAAC
This is a messenger RNA of Epinephelus fuscoguttatus (brown-marbled grouper), 1853 nucleotides long. Its product is annotated as tumor necrosis factor receptor superfamily member 13B. The coding region runs from base 128 to 1054 and encodes 308 amino acids. NCBI's taxonomy places the organism in Eukaryota, Metazoa, Chordata, Actinopteri, Perciformes, Serranidae. The transcript has 6 exons. Gene Ontology annotation, molecular function: protein binding. The record is from RefSeq and is a predicted model, not a curated record. Gene Ontology annotation, cellular component: plasma membrane.